AUGCAGCGAACCAUCGAGCAACGUUUUUCCAUCAAAUUUUGCGUUAAACUGAACAAAUCCGGUAUUGAGACUUUGGAUAUGAUCCGUGAGGCUUACAAGGAUGAAUCCAUGUCCAGAACGCGUGUUUUUGAGUGGCAUAAAAAGUUCAAAGAUGGACGGGGAAACGUGGAAGACGAACAACGCGCUGGAUGUCCAACAGCGACCGGAACCGAUGAAAACAUGGCAAAAGUUCGAGAACUUUUGAGGAUUAGAGUCCGCUGCGUCCGAAAAGAGAUCGCUGAUACCUGGAUGCCUCAUCACGACAAUGCGCCCAAUCACAUGUCGCUAGUUGUGAGGGAGGCACUGGCCAAACAACGUGUGAACGCUGCUCCAACCACCCUACAGUCCAGACGUGGCUCCCCUGACUUCUUUUUGUUCCCUCGUAUCAAAGGAGCCUGA
This is a messenger RNA of Centruroides sculpturatus (bark scorpion), 438 nucleotides long. RefSeq lists its product as uncharacterized. The transcript has a single exon. The record is from RefSeq and is a predicted model, not a curated record. Lineage: Eukaryota; Metazoa; Arthropoda; Arachnida; Scorpiones; Buthidae. The coding region runs from base 1 to 438 and encodes 145 amino acids.